Zingiber officinale is the source of this 1162-nucleotide messenger RNA. RefSeq lists its product as uncharacterized. Bases 697 to 999 code for a protein of 100 amino acids. The record is from RefSeq and is a predicted model, not a curated record. Lineage: Eukaryota; Viridiplantae; Streptophyta; Magnoliopsida; Zingiberales; Zingiberaceae. The transcript is spliced from 6 exons. Gene Ontology annotation, molecular function: cysteine-type peptidase activity. Gene Ontology annotation, biological process: proteolysis.
CCUCGCAGUUUUGCUUUCCCCUCUCUCUGCAAAUCUUUUCGACGCCUUGUUUUCCCCUUCGCGUUCUCGAACCCUAAGUCAUUUUUCUUUCCCUUUCCUGCGUGACAGGAAGGGGUACCGUCUCCACUAGAUCUUCCUCCACGACAGUGUGCUCUCUUCUCUUCUUGGUGAGCGGGUGCCUUGACUACGAAGAGACGCAACUCACCGUUGCCCCGCCCAGUGCCACUAGAUCUAACCCCGAAAGGAAGCGAGGCCCGUCGAAUGACCCUUGCCCCUCCUAUUCCUCUGAAGGGGAUCAAGUGGUGGGAUGGUCGCCGAGAUCGUUCCGGUGAAACACUCUCAAGAGUUUCACCUACAUGAAGGUGGCCAUCGACAGGGUGCCCUACCUUCGUAAGGUUGACAUAGAGGCCUCCGCUGGAUACCAGCAGUUGCUCACUGCCCUCGAGGAGAUGUUCUCUUGCUUCACUACCCAUAAGUUUUCCAUUCCUCUCUCUCACCCAUCUCUAGGUCGUAUCAAUACUUACAUGUAUAUAUAUUCGCCAUUGUCAUUCGGCAUCCUAUUGCUUUGUUUGGGAUCUCUUCCUUUUCGAUAAAUUGGAAGGGUUCAUGGAAUUUUGUUCCUAAUUGCCGUAGGAAAUUAUCCCAAUGAGAGGAGGCUAGUUGAUCCUGUGAGUGGGAUAGAGUUUGUGCCGAAGCAUGAGGACAAAGAUGGUCGUUGGUGAUGUUCCCUGGAAGAGCUUGAAAUUGUUCAAUUCAAACAAGGAAAGGAAAGGGAAAAAGAAGCCUACGUGGGAAGUUGUAAAGGGUCCUCGACAACCUGAUACAAAACAAUGUGGGCUUUAUGUGAUGAAAUUUAUGAGAGAAAUUAUUGAAGGAAAUGCUACCAGCGCGAAGGAUUCACUUAUCUCAAUGUUCAUGAAAAUAAUUUACUCUAACGAAGAAAUUGAUGAAGUGCAAUCUGAAUGGGUGGAUUGCGUACUAGACUAUAUUCAUUACUAGGUACGUAACUCGGGCAAUCCGUGAGGCUUGAGAUUUUGGAUGCAAGGAGUGAGCUUUGUUAGGUUGUAGAUUGCCUUGCUAAUGUGUAAAAGUCAUAUGGAGAACAAUAAUGGAAAACAUGUGAUUUAUGGUUUGAUACUACUAAGUUUGAUGAGUACAACUC